AUGAUCUUAGGCUUUCCUGAGGAUUACAAAAAGAUUAUUUUAAAUGCUCGCCAUGAACUGAUACUGAUUCGUAGCAGGCAAGAUAUUAACUGUAUUGUCUCAGAUAAAGCAGAUACUAAAUCAAAAAUUGUGUUGGAAAAAGUUCACUGGGAAAUGCCGCAUGUUCAGGUGUCUGAAAAGCAACAAAUAUCACUGUGGAAUAUCUUAAAAAAUGAUAUCACUUUGACUCUACCUUUUCGUCACUGGGAUUUGGUUGAAAGCAUUGCGCCAGAAAUUAACUCAUGGACAUGGCAAAUUAAAUUUAAUACAGCUCUUGAAACAGCAAGGUAUUUAAUAUUGGCUUUUCAGUCAAACAGAAAUUUGAUUACUGCUGACUCUAGUGUAUUCGACAAAAUAAACAUAUCAAACUUGAAGGUGUAUUUAAAUUCUUCUAAAUUCCCAGAGGAGAAUUUUGCUGUUGAUUUUGACACGAAGAAUACUGCACAGGCGUUUGAAAUGUAUGCCAAUUUUCAAUCGCUGUAUUAUGGACAUAGCAGUGUAAGAAGAGGGAACCCUCUCAUGAACCGUACUGAAUUUCAGAACUGUCCUAUAUUUUUCAUCGAUUGUUCUCAUCAAGACGAAACACUGAAAUCUUCGGUCGUUGACAUGAAGAUUGAAAUAGAAACAAAAGAAGCAUUUGCUAAAAAUACAAUAGCUUACUGCCUGGUCAUUCAUGAUUCAGUGAUUGAAAUGACUCCAUCAACCAAUCAAGUCACAAAGCGUACGCAGAUAUAG
Schistocerca americana (American grasshopper) is the source of this 774-nucleotide messenger RNA. RefSeq lists its product as uncharacterized. Lineage: Eukaryota; Metazoa; Arthropoda; Insecta; Orthoptera; Acrididae. Bases 1 to 774 code for a protein of 257 amino acids. The record is from RefSeq and is a predicted model, not a curated record. The transcript has a single exon.